UGCAUGUUUGCAUAUAAAAAGCAUCUGUUCAAUGCUUUUCUGGUCAUUUGAAGCUGAAAAGCAGGAACACGCGAUCUGAACAGCAAACACAGGAUUAUGUUGGACUUAACUCGGCUGUGGAAUUCCUCCCACCUGUCCACAGCCUUCGCGGAAACCUGCUCUAUCAAACCUCAUAGCUUCUCUGUCUUGCCUGGUCUCCAUCUUCAGUGAUGGCUGAAUGGAGUUGGGUGGCCUACACAGUCCUAGAAGUGCUGAUUGCUGUGGCCUGUUGCCUUGGCAAUGUGUUGGUGGUGUGUGCGGUGUGCAUUGGCAUCCGGGAUUCCCUGCGGGAGCCAACCUUCUGCUUCCUCGUUUCCCUGGCAGUGGCUGACUUCCUAGUGGGUGUGGCGGCUGUACCCCUGGCUGUACUAUUAGAUGGUUGGGUGAGUGUGACCCCUGACCUAUGCCUGCUUCUCAGCUGUGUCGUGCUGGUGCUGACUCAGGCCUCUGUGCUGUCACUGCUCGCUAUUGCCGUGGACAGAUACCUCCGGUUACACAUACCGCUCAGAUACAAAGCCCUGGCCACACAGAGGCGUUCAUGGAUGGCCGUGUGCGUGUGUUGGACACUCGCCUGUCUACUGGGGUUCACUCCUCUGUUUGGCUGGCGCAACUACUCCCCUCUAGCAUCUGAUUCCACCAAUACAUCUUCCCCUUCCUUCAUCCCUCCACCCUGCACCUUCCUCUCAGUUAUCUCCCUCCCCUUCAUGGUCUACUUCAACUUCCUGGGAUGUGUCAUGGCACCCCUGCUGGUCAUGACCGUCCUCUACACUCGAAUCUUCUGGAGCCUGCAGGGCCGUCUGAAGGAGAGCUGUCCCCAAGCCCAGGCCUCUCUGCUCAGGGAGAAGAGGCUGGCCUGCUCACUGGCUCUGGUUCUCAUUUUGUUCGCCGUCUGCUGGAUUCCUCUGCACCUGAUGAACUGUUUGCUGCUGUUUCAUGGUCCUCAAGCUGUCACAGAGGGGAUGCUCUAUACAGGCAGGUAUUCUCCUAUCUCAUGCCAACUCAGCAGUCAACCCUGUGGUCUACGCUUAUCGCUUCCCAAAGAUCCAACAGGCCUACAGUCAAAUAUGGAGGCGCUUCGUCAUGAACAUAAACUGUUGCCAUAGGGACAAGCAAGUUCGCCGAUCAAGAACAGGCAGCCGAGUCCAUCACACAGAGACGUGUGGAUCAGGAGGGAAGACCACGCCCUAACAAAAGGACCACAGGGUCAUUUUAAGUUCAACAUGUUUGAGGUUUGAGUUCAUGGGACUUUGUGUUUUUUUUUAAACCAAUCAAACAAUAAAAAUCACUGUCCAACAAUCAUUUAAGGUUUUAUUACAGAUAAACAAUGGCAAAAAUACAGGCAGCCAGUGAGUGUUUAAGUGAAA
Morone saxatilis (striped sea-bass) is the source of this 1403-nucleotide messenger RNA. Its product is annotated as adenosine receptor A1-like. Gene Ontology annotation, biological process: G protein-coupled adenosine receptor signaling pathway. NCBI's taxonomy places the organism in Eukaryota, Metazoa, Chordata, Actinopteri, Moronidae. Gene Ontology annotation, molecular function: G protein-coupled adenosine receptor activity. The record is from RefSeq and is a predicted model, not a curated record. Bases 210 to 1142 code for a protein of 310 amino acids. Gene Ontology annotation, cellular component: dendrite; synapse; membrane. The transcript is spliced from 3 exons.